CCUCCGGGCCCCGAUGGCUCCGCGAGGGCUUGCGGACGAGGCUGGACGCUGGUGGGGACUCGCUCUCGGCUUGGCCGCCUUCUUCCUCCCAGGUGCCCACGCCCAGAUGGUGCAGGUGAACGACUCCAUGUACGGGUUCGUCGGCACCGACGUGGUGCUGCACUGCAACUUCGCCAACCCGCUGCCCAGUGUGAAGAUAACCCAGGUCACCUGGCAGAAGGCGACCAACGGCUCCAAGCAGAACGUGGCCAUCUACAACCCGGCCAUGGGCGUCUCGGUGCUGGCCCCCUACCGCGACCGCGUGCAGUUCCUGCGGCCCUCCUUCACCGACGGCACCAUCCGCCUCUCCCGCCUUGAGCUGGACGACGAGGGCGUCUACAUCUGCGAGUUUGCCACCUUCCCUGCGGGCAACCGAGAGAGCCAGCUCAACCUGACCGUGAUGGCCAAACCCACCAACUGGAUCGAGAGCAGCCAGGCAGCGCUCCGUGCGGAGAAGGGGCGGGACGAGAAGGUCCUGGUGGCCACCUGCACCUCGGCCAACGGGAAGCCGCCUGGCGUGCUGUCCUGGGAAACGCGGCUGAAGGGGGAGGCUGAGUACCAGGAGGUCCGGAACCCCAACGGCACGGUCACCGUUGUCAGCCGCUACCGCCUGGUGCCCGGCCGGGAGGCCCACCUGCAGCCCCUGGCCUGCGUCGUCAACUACCACGUGGACCGCUUCCGGGACAGCAUCACCGUCCACGUGCAGUAUGAGCCUGAGGUGACCAUCGAAGGGUUUGAUGGGAAUUGGUACCUGCAGCGGAUGGAUGUGAAGCUCACCUGCAAAGCCGACGCUAACCCCCCGGCCACCGAGUACCACUGGACCACGCUGAACGGCUCUCUGCCCAGGGGCGUGGAGGCCCAGAACAGCACCCUCCUCUUCAGGGGACCUAUCGACUACAGCCUGACGGGGACCUACGUCUGCGAGGCCACCAACCCCAUCGGCACCCGCUCUGGCCAGGUGGAGGUCAACAUCACAGAAUUCCCCUACACCCCAUCGCCUUCGGAGCAUGGGCGGCGGGCCGGGCCGGUGCCCACGGCGCAAUGGCUACAGCAAGGCGGGCGUCCCCCAGCACCACCCACCGCUGGGCCAGAGCCUGCAGUACCCCGACGACUCGGACGACGAGAAGAAGGAGAGGAGGAAGAGGAGGAGGAGGGCGGUGGGGGCCGCGAGUGCAAGGUGGGGGGCACGCACCCCAAGUACGACGAGGACGCCAAGCGGCCCUACUUCACGGUGGACGAGGCCCAGGCCUGUCAGGACGGCUACGGGGACCGGACCCUGGGCUACCAGUACGACCCCGAGCAGCUGGACUUGGCCGAGAACAUGGUUUCUCAGAACGAUGGGUCUUUCAUUUCCAAGAAGGAGUGGUACGUGUAGCCCCUCCGCCCGCGCGCCCGCCCCCUCCCCGGCGACCCUCCCGACUCCCAGGGAG
This is a messenger RNA of Myotis davidii, 1469 nucleotides long. It is a transcript of the gene NECTIN1, whose product is annotated as poliovirus receptor-related 1 (herpesvirus entry mediator C). The transcript is spliced from 7 exons. The record is from RefSeq and is a predicted model, not a curated record. Lineage: Eukaryota; Metazoa; Chordata; Mammalia; Chiroptera; Vespertilionidae. Gene Ontology annotation, cellular component: adherens junction. Bases 14 to 1414 code for a protein of 466 amino acids. Gene Ontology annotation, biological process: protein localization to cell junction; heterophilic cell-cell adhesion; homophilic cell-cell adhesion.